AUGACUCUAAACACGGCCACGUUGCUCCACAAACGCACGCUCAAUCGUCGGUGCUGGUGGGACCAACAAGGUGUCCGCAGGUGUGAGGGCCUUCCUGUCGGUGCUAUCGUUGCCAUUGCAUUGGCCAUAGUCCUGAUAGUCAGCGCAGCGCUCACACUGGCGUGUCGGACUCAAAUACGAAAGACUUGCUGUGGCCAUCGGAGCAAACCAAAACGACGAGGAAGAGCGCUGGCGCAGCGCAGCUCUAGCACAAAGACGCGGAGCGAGCUGGCAGAGGAUGUCGAGUCCAAUGCUUCGGUCAUCGGUGAUAGUGGCUGGCAGACCAAUGCGGACACUUUUGUCAGCAGCGAUGGUCGGAGGCCGCUGAUGGUCGAGGAUAGCACCAUGCCUCGCUUGCCUACGCUGUCAUAUGCAUCGGGAGGUGGCUACCUAUCUCGCGAUGCCACGGACGCCGUCACGGAAGACACCGCUGUCUCUCGCGAUCAGGAUGUGUUCCCUUCACCGACGCUGCCGACCGUGCCCCAGCCAGCUGCUAGGCUGGACGCUGAUGGAGCGCGACGCAACUCUCGUCAAGCUUCGCUGAGCCGGAACAGCAUGACCAGUCAGUCAUCCAAAAGCAAGAGUCACAGGAGGUCAGCCUCUACUACAGGCGCUGCAAUAGCACCGCCACCUAUGAGGGGAUGGCCUGCAGGUCUGAUAGCUGCCAGCUCGAGACCGCCUUCGAGCGGUCAAGGACGCGAGAGGGAAAGUCACAGCUCCAACGCCCACUCCCAACGCGCUAGGCAGUCUGUGUCCAGCUCGAGAAGGAGCAGCACCCACGCGGCUUUGCCCUCUUCGACCUCCACGACCAAGCCGCGAGGCUCUGGUGUCGAUGUAACAUCGAAGAACCAAAAGAAAAUGUCGGCAUCUAAAUCUCUACCAACCUCACCGGAGAUAUCUCGUCGAAGCUUAGAAGACGACUGCGCCUGA
Messenger RNA from Ceraceosorus guamensis, 969 nucleotides. RefSeq lists its product as hypothetical. The transcript has 2 exons. NCBI's taxonomy places the organism in Eukaryota, Fungi, Basidiomycota, Exobasidiomycetes, Ceraceosorales, Ceraceosoraceae. Bases 1 to 969 code for a protein of 322 amino acids. The record is from RefSeq and is a predicted model, not a curated record.